AUGCCACCGCAAGCGAUUCCUUUUGGCCAAGUGAUCGAGUAUAUUGAGGAUCGGCUAUACCUAGCAUCUUAUCAUACGCCGCCAAACGAGAAUUCUCCAUUGCCAUUCCAAUCUGCGCAACGCAAAUCUCAAAGUAAAAAGCGCGGGGCAGCUGCUCCAAAGCCCGUUCAGCCUGUUUAUUUCACAGUGGAUGACGUGGUUCUCUACAACGCGUUUCAUGCAGACUUUGGGCCAUUGCAUAUCGGCCAUCUCUAUAGAUUUGCAGUUCAUUUUCAUGAGGUGCUCGGAAACCCCGAGAACAAAGACCGACCAGUGGUUCUUUGGACCAAAACAGACUCGAAAAGCCGCGCAAAUGUUGCUUGUUUGGUGGCUUGUUACAUGGUGUUAAUUCAAUCUUGGCCACCCCAUCUCGCUCUUGCUCCAAUCGCGCAAGCUGAUCCUCCGUACAUGCCUUUUCGUGAUGCAGGGUAUAGUCAGGCGGACUUCGUCUUGACAAUCCAGGAUAUUGUGUACGGUGUUUGGAAAGCUAAAGAAGAGGCACUAUGCGGACUGAAAGAAUUCAGUCUCGAAGAGUAUGAGAAGUUCGAGCGAGUGGACAUGGGCGACUUUAACUGGAUAACCCCUCAAUUCCUCGCUUUUGCGUCGCCUCAAUAUAAGCCUCUAGCUUCGAUCCCUCAAGAUUCCCCGGAAUUCGCUACCCUUCCGUCCAGUAUUUCAGAAGUUUACGCCUCACGACUCCCUGUUCCGUUUAGGAAUGUCUUGACCCAUUUUGCAUCUCGGAAUAUCGGCUUGGUGGUGCGCCUGAACUCAGAACUCUACAGCUCAUCAUAUUUCACAGCCCUGGGUAUCCAUCAUAUUGAUAUGAUUUUCGAAGACGGAACUUGUCCUCCUCUUCCACUUGUGCGACGGUUCAUUAAGCUUGCGCAUGACAUGAUAGCAAAAAAUAAAGGUAUAGCAGUGCACUGCAAAGCGGGCCUGGGUCGUACAGGCUGUCUCAUUGGGGCAUACCUUAUCUACCGUUAUGGUUUCACCGCCAACGAAAUCAUUGCUUUCAUGCGCUUCAUGCGCCCAGGAAUGGUUGUCGGGCCUCAACAACAUUGGCUUCACUUGAAUCAAGGCACAUUUCGCGAAUGGUGGUUUGAAGAUACAAUCAAGGAGAAGUUAAUGAUGUCCGCGCCAACAACGCCAGGAAAAGCUACUUCGAAACAUCGCUUGAAUACCACCAGCCAAACCGCCACACCUCCCAAUCCUAAUCAGUCGAAGAGACUUGCGUUGGGUGAGAUUGAUAACAAUGAGGCUUCGCCAUGCUAUGCAGACGAAAAUCUUCCCGCUCCUACGCCAGGACAGCCACGUAAAUCCCACCGCAAAGAUUCCAGGCAUCAUCCAUAUGCUCGCGCCGUGUCGGGAAAUCUUGGUGUUGAGGGUGACAUGGGUACUCAGUCCAUGCGUACAAAGCUAAAGAAUGCUUCACGUCGAUCACAGACUAACGGCGAAAAUGGGGAUGACCGGCGGCCCAUGGCCAGUGCUGCAUCCCCGAAAACGCCAGGCCGCUCCCCAAGUCAUCAGUCCGUCUCCUCCUCAGCAGCCGGCACGUCAAAUAUUCAUGAAGAUGUGGAGAACUGGGUUGAAGGCAUCGCGAAUGGCAAAACCCCAGUGAACACUAAAAGUGGAAGCGGGGUGCUGGGGGUUAGUAAAGUGCGCAGCAGUCCACGCAGAUUAGGUGAAAGAACUGAUGCCAAAAUCCGAAAGGCAAGCGGAAGAAUUGGAAGCGCAGGAACCACAACGAGAGUCAAGACGACUUAG
Molecule: messenger RNA, 1803 nt
Organism: Ophidiomyces ophidiicola
Lineage: Eukaryota; Fungi; Ascomycota; Eurotiomycetes; Onygenales; Onygenaceae
Gene: CDC14
Product: cell division control protein 14
Exons: 3
Coding region: 1-1803 (600 amino acids)
Biological process (GO): protein dephosphorylation; positive regulation of cytokinesis; regulation of exit from mitosis
Cellular component (GO): mitotic spindle; centrosome; mitotic spindle midzone
Molecular function (GO): protein tyrosine/serine/threonine phosphatase activity; protein serine/threonine phosphatase activity
Source: RefSeq, a predicted model, not a curated record